Molecule: messenger RNA, 1626 nt
Organism: Exophiala aquamarina CBS 119918
Lineage: Eukaryota; Fungi; Ascomycota; Eurotiomycetes; Chaetothyriales; Herpotrichiellaceae
Exons: 1
Coding region: 1-1626 (541 amino acids)
Molecular function (GO): protein binding
Source: RefSeq, a predicted model, not a curated record
AUGCUCGACACACUUCCACAAGAGACAUUUCAGCAAGUGCUUUGUUUACUACAACGCAGGGAUUUGAAGGCGCUCAGGCUAGUCAAUGUCGCAUUCUCCCGUGAUGUGUCCAAAGUGUUAUUUCGCAGCAUUGAUAUCUCAUGCUUGACCUUGCAUCGACUUCCAACUAUCGGGAGUCAUCCAAUUCUUGCUCCUCUGGUGGAGGACAUAUACUACCAUGAGAUGGAAAUGGACAUUGUUGGCCCAAGCGCGAGCAAUCUGGACACGGAUCUGCGGUACUUAUGGCAGAAUAUCCAUCAGUUCCGCAAGGAGUGCGACAUGCUCGGCGUGAACUGGAAAGAUGAUGAGAAUGUUAUGGCCUAUCGAUUACACGGCUCAGAGAUGCUUCGUCCUUCUUCCUCUGCCUUCGAUUCUACUCCUUCAAGUUCGAUGCCCCUUCAAUUUUCGAACGAGGCCGAAUUUGAAGCCAUGAUGAUCACAGUACUGGAUGUUUAUGCUCAAUAUGCUAGACAACAGGAAUUGAAACCAUUGUCGGAGACUUUCUGUCAGUACAUGCCACUCUUACCCAGGCUCCGUCGGUUUGUUUCUAUCGAUACUAGUGCCGGUGAGAUCGCUCGCAACUAUCCCUUUACCGAAGGAUUCUCGCAGUUGGACCCUAUUCAGCAGCUUUUCCCUCUCAGCGACGCUGCCAUUCGUUACAAUAUCGCUCACUACUCAGAUGACUGGCCCGGCCAUGGUUUCAUUGCCAUGCUAGCCACCCUUGAUGCCUGCGCAGACCUGAAGAUUCAACACCUAGAGAUGUGCCGUGCAGAAAAUCUUUGGUCGAAACGCGGCAUUGCAUACUACAAGGUCGAGGAAAUGAAACUAUCGCUUGGAAUGAACCCACAGCCUCGUGCAUUUCAGACCUUGGAAACACUCAACUUAUGUCUAGAAAUGGGUCUACUCGAAUACUCCGCGUGGCAUUUUGUGCCAAGCGCACUCGCUAUGGCUAAGCGCUUGAAAGUCCUAGAGAUCUGCCUGACGGCGCGGGCGUAUUCCUCAGCACAGCUCCAAGAUAUUCUUCCCAGUACCUGCCUCCCAUCUCUCCAUACAGUGGUAUUUGAGGGAUUCUCAUUUAUAACCUUAGAAAUUACUCAUUGGCUUUUCCUGCAACCCAAGUUGAGGAACCUCAAACUGCGAAAAUGCCGCCUAGAAGGUUGCUGGAAGGACUUGCUGGACAAAUUAUCUGAGAAUCCAACUUUCAAACUGGAUUCGUUUGAGCUAAAGUCCCCUUGGGACCGCGAUAACGAGGAGUAUGAGCUAGGGCGUUUGGAGGAUACGCAAGUUCCAUCACGUGUCUCAAAUGAAGGUGCACUUUAUUUCAUCAAUGAGGGCGGGCAGAAUCCGUUUGUACAGAGGCGGUGGCGGAGGUUCGCAACAGACUCCAAUGAUGACGGAAAUUGGGGCAACAAAGACCUGGAUGGCAACUUGUCCGACUACUCGGAUUUGUCUGAGUGGCGAGCCGAGGAUCAUCCAACUCCCGUCGAGGACUUCGACGGAUUAGAGUAUGAUGAGAACUACAACUCCGACGCAGGAGAAGAAGAGAGUGACAUUGAGACGGGAGGAAAUUGGAAUGGAAUAGCAUAG